Molecule: messenger RNA, 994 nt
Organism: Daktulosphaira vitifoliae (grape phylloxera)
Lineage: Eukaryota; Metazoa; Arthropoda; Insecta; Hemiptera; Phylloxeridae
Product: B9 domain-containing protein 1-like
Exons: 6
Coding region: 401-958 (185 amino acids)
Biological process (GO): cilium assembly
Cellular component (GO): MKS complex
Source: RefSeq, a predicted model, not a curated record
CCAGUAAUGAUUAUUUUUUUUUGUAAAUCGCUGUUUUUAAGAGAGUGGUAUAAUUUUGGUUUGGCUAUGGGAGCAAUAUUUUAAAUACAUUCUUCAUUUAUUAUUUCAAAAAUUAAAUAAAAUUGUUACGACAUAAUUUUCAGCAUUCGAGGGUAUAUGACAAUUAAUCCCCUCAACAUUUAUGCUACUAUCCAGAUUUGUUGUAGUAACACACAUAACUUACAGUAGUGUGUUAUGGUAAACGUUUCUAUGGAUACAACAAUUCUGUUUAUUGUUAUUUUACUAAAAUUCGUUACUACUGUUCUUUUUUAACACGCUUAUAUUAGUUUCACAUUAUCUAUAAAUUCGCAGUAAUAAGACACUAGUCUGUGGUAAUAAUGUGUAGUUUAAAUAAGUAAAUAUGUCUGAUAAUGGAAUAUUUCUAAUAUCAGCAGUUGGUCAGAUAGAAAAAGCACAUUUUCCUGAUUUUGACAAUAUGUACUGCAAGUACGCUUUUGUUUACGGACCCGAUUGGGAAAUAGUAACAGGUAUGGAAGAAGGUAUUUCUCAAAUAGCUAAAAAAAGCCAAGAUGAGAGACAAAUCAUAGUUUGGAAUUUUCCUUUGGACAUUUGUUUCAAAAGUACCAAUCCUCAUGGAUGGCCACAACUAAUUAUUAGUGUUUAUGGCUUAGACACAUUUGGUAAUGAUGUUGUUAGAGGUUACGGAGUAUGCCAUCUUCCAAUUGUUGCAGGAAAAACAAUAAAAUCUGUGACUAUGUUUGUACCUGAAUCAAGUUCAUUGUUACAAAAAGUUACUUCAUGGUUAACUGGUAGAAGACCAGAAUAUGUUGAUGCUCGGUUAUUAGCCAAGGGAGAUGGAAGAGAAGUGACAAGAGUUCGUAGUCAAGGUAAUGUAAGCAUUUGCUUCGACAUUUUUUUUAAAGACUUCCAUCAUUAUGGUUUUGAAAAUAAUUCAUGAAGUAAUAUUUCAAUAAAAAAUUACUCUCAAUAUUAA